This is a messenger RNA of Juglans regia (Persian walnut), 1989 nucleotides long. RefSeq names its product plant UBX domain-containing protein 2. Lineage: Eukaryota; Viridiplantae; Streptophyta; Magnoliopsida; Fagales; Juglandaceae. Gene Ontology annotation, molecular function: protein binding. The transcript has 3 exons. Gene Ontology annotation, biological process: defense response to fungus. Bases 316 to 1749 code for a protein of 477 amino acids. The record is from RefSeq and is a predicted model, not a curated record.
AACACAAGAAUACCACGGUACAACUGCCAAUGGCAGCGAGUCUUCAGAUUUAUUUUUUCCUCCCAGUCUCGUCUCCUCUCCUCAAUACAGACUGCUUCUCUUCUGAGUUUCCGAGGUUUAGUUCAUCGCCUCCCCAAAAACUGUAACGAAAUAUUUUCGUUUGCAUUUUUGUUGCCCGGAUUUCAUCAGCUAGAACCCCUAAUUUCAUUCCCCGAGGAAUCUCUGAUUGAAUCGCGGAAAUCCCUUCGGCCUUUGAUUCAACUCUUCAACGUCUGAUUCUCUUUCUUGCAUUAUUUUUCAUCUGAGCUUAUAGAUAUGGGUGACAUGAAAGACAAGGUCAAGGGCUUCAUGAAAAAAGUCAACAAUCCGUUCUCGUCCUCCUCUUCUGGUAAAUUCAAGGGCCAAGGUAGAGUCUUGGGAUCUUCCUCUUCGGGACCCACUAAUCCAAUCCUCUCCCGCCCUUCUUCGCAAGUUCCCCUUCCAAAGCCGACUCCAUCUCCGUCUGCUUCAGCCAGUUCGACUUCGAAACCUUUGCCUGAAAAAUUAUCUGAUUCCGAUCAGACUAGGUCGGAUUCAUCGAAUAAUUCGACCCCAAAUAAAAAACCGGCUGAUGGGUUUGAUCCAUUUGGUUCCUUGAUCACUUCUGGGAAGAGAUCACAAAAUGGGUAUUCAAUAAAUGUAUACGAAUGUCCCAUUUGUGGGCAAUCUUAUCGGUCUGAAGACGAGGUGUCUGCACAUGUGGAUAGCUGUGUCAAUAAAUCGGUUGAAAACAUUGGUAUUUUGGAUUUUCCCGACAAUGGGGCGGAGUCUAGGAGUGAACUGGAGAGUUGCAUUGGUGCGUUUGUUUCAGGGAAGCCCUCGCAGGGGUCGGUGGAGGUUGUACUUAAGCUAUUGAGGAAUAUAGUGAGGGAACCGGAGAAUGUGAAGUUCAGGAAAAUUCGGAUGAGUAAUCCGAAGAUAAGGGAGGCAAUUGGUGAGAUUGCGGGAGGGGUUGAGUUGUUGGAGUUUGUAGGUUUUGAGUUGAAAGAGGAGGAUGGAGAGAUGUGGGCAGUCAUGGAGGUUCCUACAGAAGACCGGAUUAAUUUAAUUAAUAGUGCCAUAACGUUACUGGAACCACAAAAGAUAGAGGAACUACAAAAGAAAGAAAAUUUGCCACCUGCGACUUCAGCUCAAGUGGAAGAACGGGUUGAGCAGAAGAGGGUUGACAGGCAGGUCCGGGUAUUCUUUUCUGUCCCUGAAAGCGUAGCAGCAAAAAUUGUGAUACCAGAUUCUUUCUUUAACCUCUCACAUGAAGAACUCAAAAGGGAAGCUGAUAUGAGGAAGAAAAAGAUUGCAGAAUCUCAGCUUUUGAUCCCAAAGUCAUAUAAGGAAAAGCAGGCAAAAGCUGCUAGGAGGCGAUACAAGAGAACUGUUAUCCGGAUUCAGUUUCCUGAUGGAGUGGUGCUCCAAGGUGUCUUUGCCCCUUGGGAGCCAACUAGCUCUCUCUACGAGUUUGUCAGCUCAGCGCUUAAGGACCCCAGCUUGGAGUUUGAUCUGUUGCAUCCUGUAGUUGUCAGACGAAGGGUGAUCCCUAAUUUUCCACUCCAAGGGGAGACAGCCUUAACACUAGAUGAGGAGGACCUGGUGCCCUCAGCUCUUAUCAAGUUCAAACCUAUUGAAACAGAUUCUGUUGUUUUCACCGGCCUCUGUAAUGACCUGCUUGAAAUUAGUGAACCACUUGGAAAUGAUUCUGCGGUUGCUCAGUAUUAACUGGGCGCGCAUAACAAUUUAGAGUCACUCCUGGUGGGUAGCUGUUCGUGUCAUCAGUUUCCCUUUCCAUGUAUUUUUUAAUCAAAACACAACACCAUUCUAUACAAGCACAUAUCAUUGAUUGUUUGUUUCUGGUUUGAAAUGUCUUCAACCAGAGCCUUUGAAUGCAUUCGUUGUCUAAAGGGUGCUGUACAAUUUAACUAAAGGUCUAUACAAAAAGAUUUGAACUUGUCAAGCUUA